AUGUCAGAAUCCAAUCUAGAUUGGUUGUUACUGAUUUGUGGCAGACAGAAAUGCCUAAAUGAAAGGCGACGUAGGGACCAGGAGAACGGGUACUUUGAGGAGCUUGCAGAGUUAAUUUCAGCGAGGAUCACGGACAUGAACUCCUUCUUAGUCAAACCGGAGAAGUGUGCAAUACUACAGGAGAGUCUGAAUCAAAUCAAACAGAUCAAACAAGAAGCAGGAUCAGAGGCAGUACAACAAAGUCAAGUGUCGUCCAGCAAGUCCACCGUUUUGGCCAACAAUGUGAUUGGGCCUCUUCUCUUAGAGGCCCUUGAUGGAUUCCUGUUUGUUGUAAACGGUCAAGGAAAAGUUGAAUUUGUGUCUGAAAAUGUGUCCAGUUAUCUUAAAUAUGUAGAGGAUGACCUAGUUGGAAAAAGUGUCUAUAACAUUAUACAUGUAGGGGAUCAUGCCAAAUUUAGUAGCAGUCUUCUUCCUAUGUCCUUGGGGAAAGUACUGCCAGUUUCAUUAGCAAGUGUAAUCCCUUGGUCAACGGAGGCCGUCGCGGCCAAAGGCCGAACUUUUAAUUGUCGUAUGCUGAUAAAACCCCCAAGUGAAGAAAAUGAUGAUGUGGAGGUCAAGCAAACCUAUGUGUCUCAAUAUGAGAAUAUGCAAAUUUCUGCCAUAUUGCAGCCCGGGGAAAAAUUUUCUGAUGCCUCGGAGAGCACAGAAGGCCAGUCUUGUCUAGUGUGUAUUGCACGACGACUUUCUUUAGCAGAGAAGACAAAUACAAUGCUGGGCAUUGAACAAUUUACUACGAAACAGGAUUUAAACGGAAAAAUUAUAGCUCAUGAUACAAGUGGCGUAGCUCCAGGACUUUAUAGUUGCCCGAACUUCAUUGGACAGAAUCUUCAGGAUUUCUGCCAUCUCAAUGACGUACAGAUUUUAUCGAAACACAUACAGGAAGUGCUGAAAUCGAGAUCCAACACAAGUAGUGUAUAUCGCUUUAAGUUAGAAGGCAGUCGGUAUGUGUUUGUUCAAACUAAGAGUACACUGUUCACAAACCAGAACAAUGGUGACCCUGACUUUGUUAUGUCAACCCAUUCCAUCAUUCGUCAGUGUGAUUCAGAUAAUGAACUAAAGGGCUCGGCAUCGUCCAGUCUUAUGAAGUCUAUCAUUGGUCAGUCACCACUGUUGACCGGCCAGCGAAAUCCAAACAGCCCUGUAAAUCAGAACUCUUUGUCCAUGAUGCUUGGCACAUUAAACCCCUCGUUUAUGUCGCAGGGGAUGAGCUCCAGUGGAGUUAUACCCCCUCAGGAGGAUGAGGCUCUGGACCUUUUCACCUCCUCCAACAAUUGGGAUACGUUUGCAUCCGAGAUUUCCGAGAAUAAUUCUGUGGGAGGAAAUAAUAAUGGCAACGGGAACUUUGUUAUGUCCAGUGGGAACUCUCGGACACCUGUGUCGCCAAGUGUUAAUAUGAAUUCAUGGAACAAUAACAUUGGAUCAGUGAAAUCAUCUGUCAUGGCACAACAGUUACAACAGAGACCUACCAUGGCUUCUCUUCCCCAACAGGUCUCAAUGGCCGACAAACGACAGCUUCAAGCUGCCAUGAACUUCCAGAGAAGUAACUCUUUUGAAACCGGAGGACAGAAAAGUCCAGGUUUCUCUCCUAGCUCAAAUUCGAAAAACAUGCCAUUUCCUAUGCUGAAUCAACGUAACAUAGGCAUGAUGGGAUAUUCUAAUCAGCGUAGUCCAGGAAGUAGUUCUGGAUCUUUGAGUCGUAUGUCUCCCGCGGGAAGUGGGAAUAUUGGAGUGCCAUAUCCACAUCAGCGGACCCCACCUAUAUCAUCAGGGCCACCUCCUGUUUCUGGCAACCAGGGGAUCCAAUCGUGGGUGAGAAUGCACCCGCCACAAGUCAGCAACAUUGGCGGUCUCACCACAAGCCAAUCAGCUACACCGUUACAAGCACUUCAGUCCAUGGACACACAGCAAUCAAAUUUGAUUGGCUCAAACCAUGUAACCCCCUCCCCUCGUCUGUCCGGAGGCGAAUUCAAUUUUCCUGGGUCUGAAAACCAGGUUUUAGAAAAGAGAACUACCCCAUCAAAUGCCCGAGUGGGCAAACUGUGUAUGUUACUGACUCAAACAUCAUCGUGUUCUGACUAUGAUUUAUUCAGUCGGAGUUCCUCUGUGGACAGUAAUGCCUCGGGCAUGAGAGAUAGUAAAAUGCAGGACAGUUCUGUUGUGAAAUCUCCAGCGGAUAGUGUGAAUCAGAGUCCACAGCCUGGGCCAGGGCAAAGUCCGUCGGAUAAACCACAGAGCACCACACAGAACGACGAAGGUGAGGUGAGGUCAAAAUCAAAGUCAGACCAAAGCAACUUCAUCCUCAAACAGCUGCUCAGUCAGGAAGAUGAUGUUGAGCAGGAUGCUGAGAAUAAGGGAAGCAAUGAGGCAGGUACACAGGAUAGUUGUGGAGAGAUGGAGAAAAACGAAGCGGAGCCGAAAAAGCCAACCAAUGUGUUACUGAAGCAACUCCUCAGUACAGAAGAAAAUGCUCUUCUACAAGCGAAGAAAAAAGAAGAAGCAAAGGGAAAGCAGAGGAAACUGUCCGGAGAACUUUUACAGAUAUUACUUAGUGAAGAAGAAAUGACAUGUACAUCAGCACCAGCAGAGAGCACUAGUCAAGAAAACGACCUCUCAUCACGCCAUCGCCACCAAUCAGGACCACAGGAGCCCCAGUCGACGACCAUGACCCCGCUCACUCCUCUCACCCCAGUAACCCCAUUGACCCCAAUGACCCCGCAACAUCCGCUACCUCCAACGACCCCCACCCAGUCACAGGGAGGAGGGCCAGUACCCACCACUAUCUCCUUCACCCAAACACAACAUGGAACCUCAUACUCGCAAGCUCAAUCAAGUCUGGACCGAGCACCUACCAAAGUGUCGUCUAUAGGGGGCCCAGCGGGGGCUCCAAUGGGGCCGGACAGCGCCAAAAAGAUCCCAAAUACCUCAUCUCUUCUAGGAGACAAAAACCUUGAUAAUCUACUCAAUUAUUUCUGGGAAAAAGGAAAUGAAGAGAAUAGUGUAACUAGCAACAGCUUAGCCUCAAAGGCUCUGAAGCGGAAAGCACCUCCUUCGGAUUCUGAAGGCCCUGAUGGAUCAGAUUCUGAGAUGGUUUUGAAUAACAUGAAACAACAACAGCUGCAGGCCCAAAUACAGCUUCAGCUACAGCAGCAGCAGCAACACCAACAACAACACCAACAACAACAACACCAACAACAACAUCAGCAACAACAUCAGCAACAGCAGCAGCAGCAGCAGCCUCAGAGCAGCAGUCUGAUACAGAAAAAUGCCCUGCUUGCACGACUGUUAUCACGUAAAAACGCAAAAGAGACAAAGGUAUUAACCCAGUUGACCAUAGGCCAGUCUGCAAAUCCUUGUGAAAAUCCUCAUAAUAGGUUACCGAAGAAUUUGUCUGAGAAAAUCAUGGUCUUAAAACCAACAGAUAAGCAAAAUCCCCCAAAGAAGACAAAAGACGAAAGCAACAACAAGGAGGUAAAGAUGGAAACUUCCUCAUUUUCCGUGAACGGAACCAGUAAACCAGACGACUGUUUGAGUCGGCUGACAAAUACCGCCAUGGAUGUUAGCAUCAACUCCAAUAACAACAUGAAAGCAUCGUCGUCAAGUUUCAACUCGUUAUCAGCAGUAACACCCAACAACUCAAGCCAGCAGUACCAGGAGCAGUAUGCCCAGCUGCAACAACUCUUGUCUGGUAGUAACCCUAGCAACCAACCGCCUAACAACAUGGAGAUAGACCAAGUCGAUAAUCCAGAUGCCUUGCUGGACCAGAUUCUCCAGCAGGCUGCAGACUUACAACAAGACAUGUCUCAGGGCAAUAUACAGAGAUCAACACCAAACUUUUCUGAUGAGUCUAUCAUAUCUCAGCUUGAGCAGGUCCUGAGCGAUUCUGGCUUCUCAGAACUGGAUAGCAUGCUGGGGCUAUCGCAGGAUGUUGGAAAGGUUCGGACGGACGCCAGUGAUGACAUAGCUAUCAAGGCAAUACAGCAACAGUUGAUGAGCGAAGAGCCAUCCCAGGCAAAGAAAGCCACACAGCCAGCAAUGAUGGCCCAAACGAGGGUAACAUCUAGUAUGGCCCAACCCCAAGGAUUCAACCCGGCUGUGAUAGGACAGCAGCAACAACAGCAGCAAAUGGGACAGAUGUCCCCGGGGAUGGGAAUUAAUAACCUUCGCUUUCAACUGCAGCAGGUAACGCCACGAGCCCAGCAGCAGCAGCAGCAACAACAGCCCCCUGCACUGUCCCCACAGCAAGGGUUCAACCAGGCAGCUCCCUCCAACUUCAGUGCCCAGGGGCCAAGGCUUCCUGGACCACAAGUGCCCCUUGCCAGUGCCUUACAAGGAAAUCAGCAGCAGCAACAGCGACCUGUUUUCAGCAUGAACCCCAACUCGACGGCUAGCCAAGUACGACAAUCUCUUCUCCAUCAGCAAAAACUCAAGCAGAUGCGUGAGAUUGAGAAGCGGAGGAUGGAGAGACAGCGUCGCUUACUUCAGAGUCAACUAAGCCAGCAGUUCAACCAGCAUUUUCCUCCGGGAAUGGAGAACCAGGUGAAUGCCUUUCCAGAAAACCUUGGAGAUUUAAUGAACAGCGGCAGUGCUCCUAAUGUAACUAUACAGCGGAAUCAAAUACCUGGACCGAUGUCCCCCCAUUACAGUCCAGCAGGACUUCAACAGAUCCUGGGCCCAGGCACACCCAACAGUCCGAUGACCCAGCAGGGGCCACCAACACCUCAGUCGUCAAACCCUUCUAUGAACUCUAUGAUGGGGCCGACACCUCCCUCGUCCCAGAUUUCUCCCCAUUUUAAUCAGCCGCAGAACCAGUGGGGAGUAUCCCGUUCACAACAGCCCGGCAGCAUGCAGAGUCCUAUGAGUAUUCCCCAGGGGUCACAAUUCAAUAUGAAUCGACACCGGUCAAUGUCUGGAGGGUCAAUACCCAACUCAAACCAUCAACAAAGCCGUUUCCAGUUUCCCGGAGAAGGACAGUUCAGCGGAAACCAGGCUGGUGGAAACUCCAUGGGAAUAUUUAAUCAACAGACACAGCAACAACAAAUGUUUAGUCAGAACCGACUGAUGCAGCGACAGAUGAGCCUACCCCCAGGUCGAGCGUCACCCCGUACCCCCCACAGUCCCUUUGGAAGCAGUCCUGAUCCCCUACUAAUGUCACCACACGCUAUGUCACCGAACACAUCACACCGACAGCCAACCAAUCAGGUUAGCCCACCCUUCAACCAAUCGGUGUCCACAGCGAGCUUUAACCCGCCUAUGUCAAACUUCAAUCCUGCUGUGUCGAGUAUGUCUGGAAUGUCACGGUUGGGUCAGGUGACCAACUCUCAGGGGGCAGCACAGGCAUCAACAGCCUUCGACGAUUUUGAUAUGCAGUUUGGAGACCUAGAACCAAGUAAAAAGUUGGACCUCGGUUUGGGGAUGGGCGUCAAUUCUACAUCACAAUAUGUUAAACAAGAGCUGCGAAAUAUAUGUGCUGCUCGAUCAGAAAAACAAAACCAACAACAACAACAACAGCAGCAACAACAAUUACAAGCCAUGCAGCAGCAGCAACAACAACAACAACAGAUGGCACAUCAACAACAGGAUAACUCUAGUUAUGAGUCUAGUGAAAUUCCUCUCGACAUAUUUGAGCAGAUUGAUGAGAUGGCAAAGGAACAUGGUGUCAACCCCGGACAAACUAGGGCAAGUCUUACCCUAGGUGACUUCAAGGAGGAAGAUAUUGUCCAGAAACAGCGCCAGGAGGCUAAAGACCGUUAUCAACAGUUCCAGGCCCUGUCUAAACUGGACAAGCCAGAACCAGCAGAAGUAGCUGAUCCGGAAGUGAAGGCCACGUCUUUGUUUAGAGCACAACUACUACAGCCGGGUCAGCAAGCUGGGGCAGGCGUAAGGCAACAAGGAUUGGUGGACAGACUCAAGGUCCAGGUGGUUCAAAAAGAACCAAGGACAAACUGCGAGGACAUCAAGCCAGCUGAGCACAAGAACAGUCUCCUGCAACAGCUUCUCUCCUCAGAAUGACGAAACGCCACGUUUAGAUUUUGAAAAAAUUCUUAUUGUUAUUUCUAUAUUGACUUAUCAGUGCGGAUGGAGAAACACGGGUUAUAAACUGAUUCUACUCUGUGUGAAUAACACAUUGAACAGACAGAAUCCACGCAGUGUGAGAUAUUCCAAAAUGGAUUACCAGCUGUUUGAAAUGUGGUGUGAUUCUACAUUAGAAUUGGGAGACUGUGAAGGGGAUAUUUACGUGUGGAAGACAGUAUCCAUUCAAUAUUGAAAGAUUGAAAAAUCAAGGAAAUGUUAAAAAAUUCAGAUUUGACAAAGGCAUCUUUUUGAUGUAUUAUAAAGGAAUGGGUUCUAUACUGAAAGUAUGGAAAUAUACAAGGCUCAUCAGGGAAGGGCGAUCAAACAAUCAAUGGUUCUGAUUUGUGGAUUAGAUCCAGAGUUCAGGACAUUCCUUGAAAGGAUGCUAGGGUAUGUGUAUUGGAUUGAAGUAGUUAACAAAUGGAGGUGCUAACUAUGAAAAAGAUAUUAAAACUCAGUGUGUCUAGUGACAAAAUAUAGUAAGCAUGGAGGCACAAAGUGUCUAGUGACAAAAUAUGGUAACCAUGGAGACACAGUGUCUAGUGACAAGAUAUGGUAACCAUGGAGACACAGUGUCUAGUGACAAGAUAUGGUAACCAUGGAGAUACACAGUUUCUGAUGGACAUGAUAUGGUCACAGUCACGAACAGGGACAAUUUUCAUGUAAUCUGUGACCAAAAUAGGCAAAGUGUGUCUAGGGACAAAAUAUAGUCAUCCAGAAGUUAUAUAGCGUCUAAAGACAUAUGGUGAUGGUAUUGUGUGACAGAGUUAUCGGUGAUGGCUACUAUACCUGCAAAUCGGGCCGACAAUCAGAGACAAUAUGGCUACCGAACACUAAGCGGCCAAGUCGUUGGUGACCAGAAAAUAUAAUUCCCAUACACAUCACUAGUAACGGAGUUGUAUGAAUAUGUAUUGUGACAGACCCUCCUACGCCUGUUGAAUGUGAGCACGGUGGCACUGAAAGUAAACGAGGGGAGGAGAAACAAUGGUGUCUAAAGUAAAACAGGGAAGGAGGAACGACAGGAAUAGCUCUGCUACUCUCCCAUGGUAUGGGAACCAGUCGAAGUGCUCAAGCCGGUAUAGGGCUUAAAGCACAAAGUGCCUAAUCAAAUCACGAUAAACCAGGGAUUUUUCUUCAAUUAAACCUAUGUAUACUUAAUGGAGUAAGUGUAUAUUUUUCGUAUCUGAAGAUAUGUAUCGUGUUUUUACCUGACAGCAAUGAAAGAAGUAUAGAUUUCUGUAGGUAUCAUCAUUAGUCACCAUGGACCAAAGGAACACUUCCUAUGGAAUUUUGUCAUCUUCAAUUUUCCAUUACAUCAACACAGAUCCUGCAGUUGUCCCGAAUUUCCAUGUUGAAUGUUUGAAAUUAACGACCGUUUCAACAUGACUUAUUAUCUAUAUCUGUAUCAUUCACGCCUAUCUUCUAAAAGUACACUUCAAAUUUCACUCAUCAAAACUUUAAAAUGACAGAAAUCACCAGAUUCUUCAGAACAGAGGGAAAUUAUGACGUUGAAUACAAAUUAUAUAUUACAUGUGAGAUAGUUUAUUCUAGGCAGCUAAUACGUAGGCCCCUUUCCCGUUAUUUUUCAAUUUAAUCGAGCUAAUGCCUUAGAAACAGUUGGAACGUCUAAGUUACAUAAAGUGUGUUAUUGCCUUCAAUUAUACAUGGUGAUGAAAAGGAAUGUACCGUGUAUAGAUCUCACAACCUUUUACUUAAAUCGGGACUACGGCACCAAGCAACAGUAUGGAUGUGCGAGGCAAUUUCUUCGUAAAGAACAAUUAUUGUAGUGUUUUCCUUCAAAAUCAAAACGCUGGCUCUUGCUACAUUACAACGAAGUUAUAGAAGAAAUUGUCUGAACCUGUGAUUGUUUUCUUGUCUGACCUCUGUUAUAUGUAUCUGAUCAUGGACCGAAUUUGUAGAGCUAUACCUACAGUCUGUCAGACAGCAUAGUGGGAAAUUCUACCGGGAACAUAAUCGGACGAUUCCCGAAACGUACAGGAUGUCGCCAAGAUAUUUCCUCCAUUUAUUACAGUCCGAGCUCACAAACUAUAUACUCAUUGUCAGUUCUUGGGUAAUAAAUAAUGGGUUUUGUCUACGAGGCAAAUGAUCCAGGAAAAUUGAGGCAUUUCCUUACAAGAAACUCAAUCAAAAUUGAAGCUGUGUGUUUCGAAGUGGUACCUGGUACUACUGCAACUUUCCAGAAGGAUUUCUUGUGGGUGAUAAGAGUUUGGGCCGUAAAAUGUAUAUUUCCACAUGUAACAUAUACUUUGUGUAUAUAAAUAGCAGUAUAACAUGUCCAUAUAUAUUAUAUAUAUAUCAAAUAUAUGUCUUGUUCACUCAUUCAUUUGAUGUUUUAAAGUAAAACAUUGUGUGAACAUGCACAGUGCUGUUGUAAUGAUCACAAAAAACUCAUCCCUUCAUUUUAUCUGUAGAAUAUUUCAUCCAGAUCGUAACCCUAUUUUUGUUCCCAUUAAUUGAUAACAAGAUUACAUUGUAAGUAUAGGAUUUAUAUAUAGUGUAUAUAUAUAUAUCAACACAUUUGUUUUCUCCUGUUUUUUGUUUUCGUUUUUUUUUUUUUUCAGAAGAGGAAUAUAAAGAGAGGCUGAACUUAUUGAAAAUAUUUUUAUCUUAGGAACCUUGUAUAGCUAUAUAUAUAUACAUAUGUCUUUACCACCUCGUACUUUAAAACUUGUGAUCAUUGUUUGAAGUUUUUAUUGAAAUGUCUUGCCAACUACCUGGUAUGUAAAGUAUUAUUUUUAUUUGCAGUUUUAGGUUAGGAAAAAUAAAAUGUUUACUUACAUAUUACUUCUAUACAAUACAAAAACAUAUUACUUCUAUACGAUACAAAAACAAUCCAUUUCUUUUUAUGUGAAAAGAUCAGAAGUUCUAAGGUCAUUUAUGUAUACGAAAAGGUCAAACGAUCUAGGGUCAUUUAUGUAUACGAAAAGGUCAAACGAUCUAAGGUCAUUUAUGUAUACGAAAAGGUCAAACGAUCUAGGGUCAUUUAUGUAUACGAAAAGGUCAAAUGAUCUAGGGUCAUCUAUGAAUGUGAAAAGGUCAAACGAUCUAGGGUCAUCUAUGUAUACGAAAAGGUCAAAUGAUCUAGGGUCAUCUUUGUAUACGAAAAGGUCAAGCGAUCUAGGGUCAUCUAUGUAUACGAAAAGGUCAAAUGAUCUAGGGUCAUCUAUGUAUACGAAAAGGUCAAACGAUCUAGGGUCAUCUAUGUAUACGAAAAGGUCAAAUGAUCUAGGGUCAUCUAUGAAUGUGAAAAGGUCAAACGCUCUAGGGUCAUUUAUGAAUACGAAAAAAAGGUCAUACGCUCUAGGGUCAUCUAUUCUAUACGAUACGGUCAAACUAUCUAGGGUCAUUUAUAGAUACGAAAAGGUCAAACGCUCUAGGGUCAUUUAUGAAUACAAAAAGGUCAAACGCUCUAGGGUUAAUUUAUGAAUACGAAAAGGUCAAACGCUUAGGGAAAGCUAUGUAUAUGGAAAGGUCAAAUGCUCUAGGGUUAUUUAUUCUAUACAAUAUAUAUGUAUAUGGAAAGUUCAAAUUAUAUAACAAGUUGUGAGAUAUCAUUGAUGGAUAAGCUGAUGAGGUCAAGUUGUGUUUAGUCUUUAAUGAAGACAGUUAAAGGACUACCCUAUUCCAACAGAUCUUCUUUUCACAUUCUGUGCUAAUAUAUAACUGUUAUAAGUUUAUUUUUCAAUUUUCAUUAGGAAUUUGAAUACCUGAUUUGUCAGAAGAAACUUCUUUUAUGCACAACUCCUCUCUUUAUUGUACUUAGCUUUAGAAAACAACUAAUUCUCAUUGAUGUCGUAGCUUAAUAACUUUAAGUAUUAAUGACAUUUACUCAGUUUUGUUCAUUAUUAAAUUGAAUUUGAUUAGUUUUUUUUUUAAAUUACACUAAACGGGUCAUAUGAGACUUGCUCAAAAGCGUUCCUAUGAUAAAAAUACUUUUUUAGUAGAUGAAUUUGCAAUAUCCAAUGUUAUGUGUGUACUCAGGUCCUUUGAAUUUGUUGAAAUGGAAGUCACUUUGUGAUCCAGCGACAACACCAGUGGCUGGAAAAUGAUGUAUUUUUGUUGCGGUUGGUGUGGCCAGACAUUGUAUUAAGUUGUAUAAUGUAGAGUAUGCAAAAACUGGAUUUAAUGUUGUGCAUUAUACAUUGCACAACAUGCUUCAAUACCGGUUGAUUUGUUUGUCCACUUGUUGUGUUGCUUUGUGUUCUCUCACUUUGCCAUUAAUAAGAUUGUCUAUGUUCAAAAUGAUAAUGUAUAUGGUAUUUUGAAAUCAUAUGAAAUCAAUUUCUGCUUCUAAAACACCACGGGAACUUGGCACAAAUUCCCAACCCACUGUCCAUAUGCAUGUAUUAUAUUUGAUGAAUGAUACAUGAUUGGGGAUAGUGGGCUCUACCACAGGGGCUUGGCACAAAUUCGUAAACCAAUCAAUAUGUAUGUAUUAUAUUUAACAAUUAAUACAUUGACUGUUCUUUUAUUGGUAUGGAACUUUUGCCAAGUCGCUGUGGUCUGUUCAGGUGUUAAGACAGGAUAUACAACCAUAUUUCAGCUAGUAAAACAAUAACGAUAUUAGGGCCUAAAAGACUGGGAUGAAAAUGUAACGAUAUUAGGGCUUAAAAGACUGGGAUGACAAUGAAGAUUAUUUAAACAAAGGAUCUGUAGUAGUACAUAAUGCAUAAAUUAAGGUCAGUAUUUACUUGGGCUGUUUUUUAAUACAGCUAAUUGGAUUGAUGACGGUUGUCAGUGUUUUUUACAUGUUAAAGGGAUAUUCCGCACAAGGAAGGAUUUCAUUUAAUGUUUUUUGGGGUUUGUUUUUAGGUCAUCUGAUGACCUAUAGUCAUCGUGCUUCGUCCGUCGUCGUCCGCCGUCCGCCGUGCGCCG
Molecule: messenger RNA, 11028 nt
Organism: Pecten maximus
Lineage: Eukaryota; Metazoa; Mollusca; Bivalvia; Pectinida; Pectinidae
Product: nuclear receptor coactivator 3-like
Exons: 22
Coding region: 1-6069 (2022 amino acids)
Biological process (GO): cellular response to hormone stimulus; positive regulation of transcription by RNA polymerase II
Cellular component (GO): nucleus
Molecular function (GO): nuclear receptor binding; protein dimerization activity
Source: RefSeq, a predicted model, not a curated record